AUGUGGAGCAGGCUGACGGGCUCUUCGGGUGCCUCGCAGUCGCCAAAGGACGACGACGCUCGCCGCCGCCGCACCACCACCAGCGACUCUACGCGUUCUAAGCGCGACCGGGAUCGAGAUCCAGAUACCCGCUCCGUCGUCUCCUCAACAUCCACCCGCAAGCCCUCGGUCUCUCGACGCGACACUGCGCCCUCGUCGACGGCCUCCUUCACCACUGCAUUUGACGACAUUCCGCGCUCACGGGCUGCACCAAACACUGACCCAAACAGCGACUACGACAGGCGUCGCGACGACCGCCGCAGCAGCUACGCAGAGUCUUCAACAUCCACCAUGCGCGACGACAGAGACAAGAAGAAAAAGUCAAAGGAUAGCAAGUCAGACAAGCGCCGCUCGACGCGCUCAGAGCAGUCGGCUAGCGUGACGCAGACGGGCGGCUACCGGGGCGACAUUGUUGACAGCCCCAAGUCACUCCAACGCAGCUACAGCGAACAGAUGGGCAGCGACGGCCUUUCGCGCUUCCCCGGCCAGGCAGGAGCGCCCAUGAUGUCGGGCGCUCUCCCCGUGGGAACCAAUGGCCCCCAAUCAUCAUCAUCACAAUACCAAAACCAACAACAACAACAACAAGGCCACCACUAUUCAGAUCACGUGCAGAGCCAGUUCCCCGGCCAGGAUCCUGUAAACUAUGCCUCUAGUGCAAUGCCUGGCGGCCAUCCCUUUGGCGCGGCUGCCGAAUUCUACAACGACCAGGGCCAGUCUGUUGGUCAACAGCCCGGCGUGAGGCCCCAGCCCCCAUCUGUCAUUGUCGGCCAGGAUACACCUCAUCUCAUGUCUGCUUCUGCCCAGCCCAACCCCGUUGCCGACACCGGCUCGGGCGCGGCUGCAGACUUCUAUGCCCAAGGCCCUAGCACCUCUUCAUCCAGGCCUCCACGACCGUUGAGCUCAUCCAUGCCUGGUGCCUUCGUCGACGACACACCUGCCCCGCCGAAGCCGCCCCGGCCGGCGUCGUCGUCGAGACCUGACAAGCCAGGCACCUUUGGUACAGCUGCUUCAAUGGCCAGUGCUGCUGCCUUUGGAUAUGCCGCUGGCCAUAGUUCUUCUAGUCAUGAGCACUCGGCAAGCUACAGCAGCUCGUCGAAUGUUCGUCCCCCUUCAUCAUUCUCGUCAUACACUAAUACUGCCCCUGCUGCCCCUGCAUCUACUUAUAACAUGUAUGGAAACGGCCCUAAUACCUCUAAUGCUAACGCCAGCAAUGGCAACCAUCUUCCGUCAUACCCCGCAGCCGCUCAUGCCAACGAUGACAUUCCUCCACCCAAGCCUCCGCGACCAAGUAAGCCCGAAAAACACUCGUCUGGCAGCAACGCUGGACUCCUUGCUGCUGGGGCUGCGGGGCUAGCGGCAUAUACUAUGCAUCAACACAAUUCAAGCACGCACGAACACUCCCAUUCACACACUCAUACACAUUCACAUUCGCAUGGCACCUCACAACAUCACUCGGCUUCUGGCGCUUCCAAUGGUCACCAAAACAACGGCCUUUUACCAAGUGCCUACGUCUCGGGCGGCAUGGCCCAGCAUCACCAGCAUACCGGUCCCGUUUCCCGGUUCGUGGAUUGGUGGAAGGACUAUGAGGAUGUGCAGAAGAUGGAGGAGUACACCGAGUACAUUGGUGUCUGUAAAGGAUGUUUUGACCCGCGUUCCUCCGUUCUCGAUGCCCCUCGAAAGCACCACUACUACAAACGACGUUCCAACGAAUUCAUGCGGCCUUCAGGAGGCAUUGAAAAGCAAUCUCGUUACAACUUGAAGGAGAAGAGGUCACAAAACUCUAUUUCGGGUGAGGAAAGACGCAAGACGAGCAACAGCGCUGCAGGUUGGAUGGCUGCAGGACUGGGAGGCCUCGGCCUUGCCAAAGCUGGAAAGGCUGUAUGGAACAAUGCUCGGGACGAUUUCGACGAUACCUACAGCAUCAAGUCUGGACGCUCGCGUGUGUCACGUCGUAGCAGUAGCCGAUCCCUUGAUCGCAAGGGCUAUAGCUACGGUUAUGCAGGUGUUCGCCACAGGAGUCGAUCUGGUGAUCGCAUGUCCAACAUGUCUGUAGGUGUUACGAGUGACAGGAAGGACCGCAAGGCCCACAAGAGUCGCCGACAUUCCAGAGCAAGCUCCAGCUCCAGUUCCAGUUCUGACAAUGGCAAGUCUGGCCUGAUUGGUGCUGCUAUUGGUGCAGGUCUUGCGGGAGCUGCUUUGGGAGCUUCCGCAAGCAAGAAGCGUCACGCCCGCUCCAAGUCACCCAAGAGGGUUCAAGUUGUGCAUCCCCGCCGAGAUAGCAACGAUGAUGACCGAAGUAGAAGAUCUCAACAACUCCGACACAAGGUAUCCCGGAGCUCGACUUCUGGAGCGUCCGUCAUUGAGAUUGGCCAAAACCACGAACAUGAAGGCGGCUUCUUCCAAGGCUUCUUCGCAGCUCCUCCACCAAAGGAGAAACGUGUGAAGCCGGCUAGUCUUAAGAAAAAGAAGGGCGGCUUUUUCAACUUCACCAACGCUUCAACAUCUUCAACCGACUCGGAUAUGGCCUUUGGCACCGGCUAUGUGAGGAGACGGAGGCGAUCGUCUCACAGCAGACGUCCGUCACCAAAGAGGCGCAACUCGGACGAGCGACUCAAAGCUUCUCUCAUUGGUCUUGGUGCUACUGCAGCAGCCAUCACAGCAGCAAAGGCUGGCAAAGGAAAACGCAGUCGUGACGUUAGCGUCGUCAAGGAAAACCGCAAAACCCUCAGGGAUAGCCAGUCUUCUCGCACUGGUUCACGUUUCGGAGAUGAUGAGUGGGAGGACCUGCCAGAUGAUGGCCCCUCUGACUCUGCAAGUGAUGGCGGUCUUGUCUACGGUGAACAUGUACUGAGGAAAUCCAAGAGUAAUGAUUCUAUGGACUCCAAUGGCUCGGGUACCAACAAAUGGGGUUGGCGUUGGGGAUUCGGCAAGAAGAAGAGGAGAUCGUCCAACAACCUCUAUGACAAUAUCGCCAAUACCUCGCUCAUUGCACCUGCCGCAGCUGGUGCUGUGGGUGCUGCAGCAGGCGCAGCAGCUAUUGGGGCGACUCAAGCGCGUCCUGAUAGCCAGUCGAGCAGUGCGCAGACGCUGCAGUCAGUAUAUCCUGUUGCGCCUCACGACCCUAAUGCAUUCUUCGAUGCACGACGUACAAGCUCUAUCGCGACAUCGCAGCCUUUAGUCACCUCGGGGCCUGGUUCUGUAAGCCUUCAGCAGCCCCAGCCCAUGCAUCAAGUCCACGGAACCGUCUAUACCACCCAAGCACCACCACCGGCUAGUUACAAUGCCCCUACGGGUCCUCCAGUCUUUUCGCAAGUGCCACCGCAGCCUCAAGCCCAGAACAUCAUCAUUAACAACAACAACAACAAUCAAUUCCCGCAACAGCCUCCUCUUCGCCGAGCAAACUCUUCACCCAUCCAGACGUCUUCAUGGAGGCGAGAUGCCGCUAUUGCAGGACUUGCAGCCACAGCUGGAGCUGCUGCAAUCUCUGCAUUAAAAUCCGAUCGUCCACCCAGUGCAUCCAGCAAUGUGCGUUUCGAUUUGACACAAGCACAGACCGAAAAGGAAAUGCGUGAGCGACGCAGACAGCAGGAGCGAAUCGAAGAAGAGGCUCAACGUAGACGUGAGCAGCAGGAACGAAUUGAAGAGGAGGCUCAACGUCGACGCGAGCAACAGCGGCUCGAUGACGAGGCAAGAUGGGAAGAAGAGGAACUUGCCCGCCGAGAGCAGCAACGCCGGGAUGAUCAAGCACGACGACUAGAGACGGCACGUCGUGAAGAGGAAGAACGCGUGCGCCGGGAACACCAACGACAAGAAGAAGAAGCCCGCAAGGCGGAAGAAGAGCGGCGCCUAACACUGCUUCGUCUAGAGGAGUCGAAACGCGAGGAAGAAGAGCGCCGUUUGAUCCUGCUCCGUCAAGAGGAAACAAAGCGUGAAGAAGAGGAGCGUCGUUUGACUCUACUUCGCCAAGAAGAAACAAGGCGUGAAGAAGAAGAGCGUCGUCUAGCUCUGCUUCGCCAAGAGGAGACGAAACGUGAAGAGGACGAACGUCGCCGUCGCGAACUACAACGCCAGCAAGACGAGGCACGAAAGUUCAUGGAGAUCGAGCGCUUGGCGAGACUUGAAAAUGACCGUCGUCGUGACGAGCACGAGUUGGCAGCACGUCAACUGCGAGAGGCAGAGGAACGCGAACGUCAACAACGCUUGGCUUUCCUAGAGCACCAACGUCAGCUUGCUAUCGAGGCCGCAGAGGAGGAGCGAGUUCGAAGAGAGCGUCGUGAGGCUCAGCAACAAGAGGCAGAGCGUAUCGAUGCUGCGAGACGUGAGGCUGAGAUCCAGGAGGACCUGGAGCAACGACGCAGGGGGCGUGAGCUACAAGAUUCUAGUAAUCGAUACCCAAGUGUUCAGGCCCGACAGCUGGAGGAACAACCUGCAGGUGGCUCAAUCGCCUCGGCUGCGACUGUCGUACAACGCAAGGAAAAGGAACUGAAAGACAGAGAACGAGAAGCCCUCAAGCCAGAAAAGAAAUCCUCUUCUGUUGCUAGUGCUGUUGCUGCUGGCGCCGCUGCAGCAAUUGUAGGCGGUGCCAUCUCCUCCUACAAAGACAAGAGCAAAGAGAAGGAGAAGGAGAAGAAGGAAAAGGAGCGCGAGCGAAAGCGUGACCGCAGCCACAAGCGCCAAUCUUCUUCAUCUUCGAAGAGCAGUGAAUCCAAGCGCGGAAAGAAGCGAGAGCCGGCCAGUGUCAAAACGAUUGAACCCAGCAGGGUUGAGCAAGACAUGUUUGAUGAAGACAUCUUCAACCCAGAUCUUUUCAAGGAGCCAGCCCGGCAGGAUGCCCGCGAGGUCCUCCGAGAUUGGGAAGACCGGUAUUCUGCUAAACCCGUGUCCCAAGCCGAAUUCUUUGCUCCCCGAGAGCUCUUGGCUGACGACAACCUGCCAAAGGUUAAACCUGUAGACCCUAAUGAGGGUGCUGGCGAUCUCCAGAUGUACUAUGCGCAUGAAGAUGCUCCUUCCGGCCAGCCAAUCUUGCCUCCAUACCCACCUUCUUACUCUUUCACUGCUACGAGAGAUGGGCGACCGACCAAGCAACAGCCGCUACCGAUACCAGUACUAAGCCUUACUAUGCCUACACCUCCAGGUAGUCGCGCGCCAUCUAUGCGUAGUGUGUCGCCUUCUCCCGCCCCAACUAGGGAACCUACCAGGGAUACGAGAGACGAUUACAGGCAAGAAGACUCGAACCGCGCAAGGUCUAGGGUCAGCUGGGGGGAGAACCAAUUCCACCACUUUGAUGUGCCUACCCCCGAGUCUUUCCGCGAACAAUUUGUCUCUGAUGGCGAUCUCAAGAGGCAGCAGCCAAACUACUCGUCUGAUCAGAUCACUGUAGAACGCGAAAUACCUACGUCCACAUACAUACCUUAUCAACCAGGCACCCCUUCGUCCAGCGAGUCGAAGGAGACCACUCCAAGCACACAAUACGUCAGCGAUGAUAACAGCUCAACUUGGGAUAGUGUCGUGAGUGCCUCUGCCUCUUCGAAGGCGAGCGAGAGGAAUGAGAAUACUCCAUCGAACUCUGCCUCUGGAUCUGCUGUUUCGAACGUCUCGGCACCCCCACCGCCCCCACCGCAGAAUCAACAGGAUGAGUACGAUUACAAGCGCAUCAAUGCAUCACUCCUGAGUAACCCAUUUUCUGACACGAAUAUGGCACCUUCCACAAUUGCUGCAUCACUCAUCUCAGCUCCGUCAGCCAUCUCGGCUCCAUCAAUCAUCUCAGCUGCGCCAUCGACAAGCAGUGUACAGACGGCGUACUAUCAACCUGAGCCAGCGUACGACAUGCGCAUGAUGCCUGAUAGGAGGACUGUGGGGCCUGGUUUUAUCGAGGGCGAGAUUCCGGACGACCCUGUGCCGUUGCAUAUCCCGGGCAGUUUUGAGGAGGCAGAAGAGUCCGAGCCACCGACACCUACGAUGGAGAGUUUCGCAGCUGCAGCGAAGAAGGACACAAAGGGUAAGAGUACUGACUCGAAUGUAGUUUUGCAGGAUGUCCCUCGGCAGGUUGAGCCAGAGCCUUCCGUGGUUUCUAAGUUGUCAAAAGGGAAAGGGGUUGAAUCAGACACCAAGUCGAGCAAGAAGGACAAGGAGAAAGACAAGGAAAAGAAGAAGAAGAAGAAGUCCUCCAAAUCUUCGAAGCGAAUCAGCGUUGAUACUUGGGAGUUGGACGAACCUAGUCCACCGACAAGCCCUAUCCUCGAACGUGACCCUCGAGAUAUCGAGCCAUCAAGAGCUGUCGAGUCACCAAGAACUGUCGAGCCAUCCCACUCUGGCGAGUCGUCACGGACAGCUGACCGUGGCCAAGACUAUCAACCAUCAAAAAGUGCAUCUCGCAGCGAUGAGGGUAGCAGUGCCAAGGUUUCCACCGCUGCCUUGGCCGGUGGUUUCGCUGCUCUGGUAGGCACUGCUAUAUCUCAAGACCGAGACAGGAUGGCUUCCGAAUCCGAACGUGCCAGGCGUAACCUGGAGUCGGCAGAGAAGCCCUCAUCCCGUGACUCGCACUCGUCUUCAUCCAACAGCAACCAUGCUCCUGAAGAUCCUGCAAAGAAUGUUACCAUUCCCAGCUACGCAUUCGGGGGAGUGGAUGAAUUGGCCGACAAGACGCCUAAACGUAGGAGCGAGAAAAGGAGCAGUAGCAGCGGCAAGUGGUCACCAUCAGUUGGAUCGCCUCUGAGGACAGAGAUGAAACAAGAAGACUAUAUGGGUGCUCGCAACAACUCUGAUGGUUCCAAGUAUCAGCCACUUGUUGAAGCGCCAAAAGUGCCUACUGCAGCUCCAUUUACAGGCACAUCCGAUCCUACAACUUCCCGUAGUGUAGCUGACUCUGGCUACUAUGCCCCUGACGAUUUCACACACCCCGAAUCCACCGAGAAGGAGCCUGACAAAUCCUAUUUCGCGGGCUCAAAUGGCAAUACCAGAGACAGUCAAUCGCGCGUCUCAAAUGCGGAAAGAAUCAGACGUUCUGACGAUGAGGACGACUACAGACGGCGCAACUCCUUCGACGACGACAUUGGUUCGAUCGCCUCGCUGAGCUACAAAUACGAAGAUCCCGACCGGGAAGAGCGACGCCGUAGACGUCGUGAAGCCAGAUCUGAAACCCGUGACAAGAGUCGCGACAAGAGCCGCGACCGCGACUACGAUGUGGGCGAAGGCGAAGAACGAAGGCGAAAACAUCGCCGUCGCGAGACAGACGAGGGCGCUGACGAUUGGGACACGCGAUCUACAUACUCGGAAGCUCGCUCUGACGUCAAUGGCGAGCGCAGGCGUAGACAUAAGAGGAAGGAUUCAUCGCCAGACAGGAAGACAAGGUCUCGCUCAGAAGCAGCGUCUGAACACGGUGACUUGUACGACGAGCCCAAAUCUUCCCGCAGACGUUCUAGGCGGGAGGACGAUGACACUGCUUCCUUGAUAUCUUCUUUUGCAGGAUGGGAUGACGACCGCAGCUCCCGAAAAGAGAAGGAUAAACGAUCAAGUGGUCUCAUGGGUCUCUUCAGCAGCAAGUCAAGAGAAAACCUGGCGGAGGCUGCCAGCAAGUCUUCCAGGUCGAGAGAUGACAACGAUGAAGAGCGCAAGCACCGGAGACGGAGACAUCGGUCAGAUCGUGGUUCUACUUACGGUUCGGAUGAUGAUGAUGAUGAUGUACGUUCCACUAUUUCAAGUACUAGCCGCCGCGAAAAGAGGAGCAGAAGCAGUCGCAGCGAGAGAGAUGGAGACAGGGCGGAUGCUUAUGAUGAAAAGGUACAUCGCUCUUCUUAUAUGCGAUAG
Bipolaris victoriae FI3 is the source of this 7845-nucleotide messenger RNA. RefSeq lists its product as hypothetical. The record is from RefSeq and is a predicted model, not a curated record. NCBI's taxonomy places the organism in Eukaryota, Fungi, Ascomycota, Dothideomycetes, Pleosporales, Pleosporaceae. The coding region runs from base 1 to 7845 and encodes 2614 amino acids. The transcript has a single exon.